AUGGCUUCUGCCGUGUGCAAACGCGCGGCAGAGAAGCUGGAGAUUCCCUGGCCGGUCGCAAUAGCGGAGCCCACCCGGUCCUGCUACGAAGGCAAACGGCUUCCCUUGGCACGAAAUGCGGUGAAGCAGCUUCUCCCUGUCUUCCCCGAGUUGCUGACGGAGCUCUCCAAAACAUGGACUAGCUGCCCAUACAGCAACAGGAGCCCUAUUUCGGGCGCAGCAUCCCUCGACUGCGAGGCGAUGGACGCCCACGGCCUCCUCUCCAUGCCUCCGGUGGAAGUCCCGGUAGCUGCGCACCUCUGCCCAGGCAGCGUGAGCCAGCUGUCUGCGGCUUCCCCCAGGUGCCCGACGCUGCCAGCUAAGCCUGAGCGGUUUCAGUCUGCGCUGACCGAAAGGGCAUACAAAGCAGCAGCCCUCUCGGCCAGAGCCCUCAGCACCCUCUCCAUCCUCACUGCCUACCAAGCGGAGUUGUUUGGCGUGUUUGCCAUUCCCCGUUGCGCAGGUCCACCGUUUUGGCUUGUUUGUGUGCGCCCCGCGCCACCGUUGCCCAUCCCAGAGCCGGUCCGCGAGGAGAGGGACAUAGCCCCGGAGGUUUGCGCGGUUGCGCCCCGAGCGGAAUCCAAAACAGACAAUGCUCUCUCCAUAAGCAGGGUGGCCGCUCAGCCCCCUGCAGCUCUGCUCCCGGGACGGGCACCGCCGUCCCCGCGGAGCAGAGCGGAGCGCCCCACCGUACCUCCGGUGGUGCCCGAGAAUCAUUUCUCGGUUCUACCACAGGGAGGCGCGGGGCAGGAGCCGCAAUAUGUUCCCCCGCUUUCUCUCAGAUGGGAAAGCUGGAGAGCAGCAGCAGCUCCACCAUGGGUGUUGCGUACAAUUUCCCGGGAAUACAGGCUUCAAUUCGCCACUGUCCCUCCCCGCUUCUCCGGCGUAAUACACUCACGUGCACAGGGAGAAUCAGCUCGAGUUUUACGGGAGGAAAUUCUCUCUCUGAUUGACAAACGAGCGGUUUCCGUCGUAUCUCCCGAACAGAGUCUGUCAGGGUUUUAUUCCAGAUACUUCCUCGUCCCCAAACGGGGGGGGAGAGGAAUCCGCCCUAUUCUGGACUUAAGAGCCCUGAACAAAUUCCUGCGGAAAUACAAGUUCAGGAUGCUGACACAUGCAGCACUGCUGCGUCUAGUAAGACCGAACGACUGGUUUUCGUCCAUGGAUCUGAAAGACGCGUAUUUCCACAUUCCCAUUUAUCCCCCUCACAGACAAUAUCUCCGAUUUGCCUUUCAAGGGGUGUGUUACGAAUACCGUGUUCUAUCAUUCGGUCUGUCUCUCAGCCAGAGGGUUUUCAUACGGUGCACAGAGGCCGCGGUACCUCCGCUCAGACGCCAGGGGAUACGUCUGGCCAUGUAUUUGGACGACUGCCUCCUGAUUUGGUUUCUGGGAUUAUCCCUGCGCUCUGUUCCGUUCACAGCCCGCCUGUCAGAGGAAAGAGUGACGGUUUUCAGAACGUGCCUGUCACAAUUCCGUCUGCACAGGUCUGUCCAGUUCAGACUGUGCCUUCGGUUGCUGGGUCUGAUGGCCUCAGCCAUCCUCGUGAUUCGCCUCGGCCGCCUUCACAUGCGGAACUUUCAGCGCUGGGUCGCUUCGCUCCGAAUGGACCCCGUGCGUCAUGGCGCACGGCGGAUAACGGUCACAGCGGACUGUAUAACAGCUCUGCGCUGUUGGCGAGCCCCGUCCUUCCUGACCCAAGGGGUGCCUAUGGGCACCGUCUCGUCCAGGAAAGUGGUAACCACGGAUGCCAGCCUAUCAGGCUGGGGCGGCAUUCACGAGGGCAGGUCUGUGAGGGGUCGCUGGAGCCAGGCCCUCCAGCGCCUUCACAUAAACUUUCUCGAACUUUCGGCGGUGUUUCUUUCUCUGAGACAUUUCCUCCCAUUCCUCUCAGGUCACCAUGUCCUGGUGAGGACAGACAACACGACAACAGUGGCGUAUAUCAACCGCCAAGGGGGCCUGCGCUCCCGUACGUUGCACGAUCUGGCGCGCGACCUGAUUCUCUGGAGCAGUGCCCACUUUCUCUCCCUGAGGGCGACGCACAUCCCGGGAGACUUAAACACGGGUGCGGACCUGCUGUCCAGAGGCGCACCAGUGUACGGGGAAUGGACGCUGCACCCACAGGUCGUGGAGCAGAUAUGGGCGCGCUACGGGCGCGCUCAGAUAGAUCUGUUCGCGUCCAGGGAAAACGCUCGAUGGGAGCUUUUCUUCUCUCUGAGCACUCUGAAUGCCCCUCUGGGCGUAGACGCACUAGCGCACGCUUGGCCGCACAAGCUCCUAUACGCGUUUCCACCGCUGGCCCUGAUACCCCCCACUCUCGCCAGAGUGAGGGCAUUCAAUCACAAACUGAUCCUGAUAGCUCCACACUGACCAGCACAACACUGGCUGGCGGAGAUAUUCCAGAUGCUGUGCGCCCAGCCUUGGGAGCUGCCGCUGCGCAGGGACCUGCUCUCGCAGGGCGCGGGGACAGUGUUCCACCCACACCCGGAGCGACUGCAGCUGUGGGCCUGGCCCGUGAGUGGCUUAAUCUAACCACUGCCGGGCUCCCUCAGAGUGUAAUUAAUACUAUCCAAAACGCCAGGGCUCCCUCCACUAGGAACCUAUAUGGCUCCAAGUGGGGACUGUUUGAGCGGUGGUGUCUUGA
Molecule: messenger RNA, 2680 nt
Organism: Cyprinodon variegatus (sheepshead minnow)
Lineage: Eukaryota; Metazoa; Chordata; Actinopteri; Cyprinodontiformes; Cyprinodontidae
Exons: 3
Source: RefSeq, a predicted model, not a curated record